UAUGCCUCGCUACCUUCUUUCAGAUCACAAGAGAGCCAGUUGCACUUGUUGAGAUCGCAGAUCUCUUUGGAUAGGGAUACUGUAGAAACAAUCGCGGUGCGAGGAGAUAUUUCAAGGGAUCCGUGCCAAUUGUUUUUUGUCCUAGUGGAUGUUUUGUGCUUUUGUUUUGUGGAAAUUCGAAUUCGAAUGUUUCAGUUCUUCGACUGGCGCUCAAAGGAGCAGGAUGUAGAUUAAGAUGAGUGCAAUGCGUGUUUUCGUGUUUAUAUAUGAUGGAUAGUGGUGUGAAUUUUGUUAACAUUUUUUUCUUUUGGAAUUUUUCUUCUACGAAUUUUUCUUCAUCGCUAGAUAAUUAUUGGAAAGAAGUGGACAAUAUUUAUAUAGGCCAUUGUCAAGAGUGUGGUAGAAAAUAAUUAAUGAUGUCAAAAUUUGGUGGCCAUUGGAUAUGUUUCGGUACAAACAACUGUCAAUGGUAUUGUGAACCUUUUUUUCAUGAAUUGCAUCAGCUGGAUCCAACAUCUCAGACUACCGGUUGAUGUCCAGACGAGCAGUUUGUAGUGACAGAGACCAAUGUGUUGUCCAAAGUUCGUAGUGAAAUGUUAUCCAACCGACGUGGUCGCGGUCAGUGCCAGUGCCAACACGAUUCGAAACUUUCACGUCCAGAACCAGUGCGACAUCAGUAGAAAAAGGAAAGAGGAACGAGGUGCGAGGGUCGGUGUUGCCCUUACCCCUCGAAAAUUAACCAACGCCGCCGCUGAGUACUAUGCGAAUUGCACACUGUAUCCGAGCCCUUAUUGCGGUGCUUGGUCUAGCCGCUGUGGUCAUUCCAGUCGCUUCUUGUAACGACGAAUACUUUAAUGAAACGGACUCUUUUUACGACUUCUAUCGCCACAAAAGGAGUGCCAAAAAGCAAAAUAAACAACUACUUCACAUUCACGAAGGAGGGAUCGUGGUCAACGCUAUUGAAGACUCCUACGUCCGUACAGCGAAAAAAUUGCACCAACAUCACAACACUCAUCAACAUCUCGAGACACACCGUCAACACGUCGAGAUCCACCAUCUGGCUCUUAAUAGGACCGGAGAGUGUUGCCCCACGGUCUUCGAAAAAGUCGAACCUCUGGGGGGAUCCAAUCAAGAUGGGAUGUACGUCGAGUUGUACCAAGAUCACAACUAUAAACAGAGAUUCUUCGAGUUGUCUUGUGAUCCAGCUGUCAUCGACAGGCCCUGUAACUUUAUAAAUCGACGAAACCAUCAGUCCAAAUGCGUACAAAAGUACAGCUUUAGUUAUGCCCUCGUCAAAAAUUCGGACUCGAACAGAACCAAACACUUUCCGAUGUUCCCCGUACACGAGCACGGUGGCGCCACCUACACCCUUGAUUAUAUCAAGGUGCGGAGCGGUUGUAGCUGUGAGGUGACGCUUAAGAAAAAAAGAAAGAAGAAGAACACAAAAGGUCAUCCAGACAAUACUUGAGUAUUUAAAUAAUAUAAUAUAAUGAAUUAUUAAAUAUCUAGCUUAAUAUUAUAUCCGCCGUAACUUAAUAUUUCGAUAACUUAAUAGUAGCUACGAUUAGGUAACUUAAAAAAAGUUGAGUUUGGGCAACUUAAGAUGUCCAGUUGCGUAGCAUUAAAAAAUCACUCUCAAAAUAGUAAAAAAAAUAUACUUAUUUACGUAGUAUAUAAUAUAUAGUAAAUAACGUAUAGAUUUGCAAUCGUAACAUCACUUUUUUUUAUUUAUUAAGGUGGGUAAUGUAACAAAAUUUUAUAUCAUCGUUUCGUAACUUCAUUUCGUAACUUCAUCAUAACUACGUUUCGUUACUUCAUUUCGCAACUUCAUUCCGUAACAUCAUUUUGUAACAUCGAUUCGUAACAUCAAUUCGUAACAUCGUUUCAUAACAUCGUUUUGUAACAUAGUCAGAAAAAUAACUGUCUUUCUUGUUAAGUAUCCAGACAUGCAACGAGGUGGUGCAACACCAGUGCAUCUUAUUUUUUGAUUAAACGGUGAAAGGAGACUUUCCGAUGUUACUAUGUUACGGUGUUACGCUGUUAUGAAGUUUUGUUGCAUGUCCAUACGCACUUUAAUAUUUGACUUAACUUGACAAUGGCAUAUUUUAAGUUUAAAUUAAAAUUUAACAGUAAACAACUUUUUGCCCAAAUCUAAAAUAUUUUAAUUGUUUAUUAAGUUGCGCUACGAUAU
Messenger RNA from Psylliodes chrysocephalus, 2191 nucleotides. NCBI's taxonomy places the organism in Eukaryota, Metazoa, Arthropoda, Insecta, Coleoptera, Chrysomelidae. The record is from the annotation of a GenBank genome assembly.